AUGGCGAUAGGGCAGGGCACCUAUAGCACUGUAUUCAGAGCAAGGGAUAUUGAAACAGGAAAAUUUGUUGCCCUAAAGAAGGUGCGGUUUGACAAUUUUGAGCCUGAGAGUGUUCGAUUUAUGGCACGAGAAAUACAGAUACUUCGCCGACUUGACCAUCCUAAUGUGAUGAAGUUGGAGGGUUUGGUUACUUCUCGGUUAUCAUGUAGUAUAUAUCUUGUAUUUGGAUAUAUGGAACAUGAUCUUGCUGGCCUUUCAUCGUCACCUGACAUAAAAUUCUCUGAAUCACAGGUAAAGUGCUUAAUGGAGCAAUUGUUAUCUGGUCUUGAGCAUUGUCAUUCAAGAGGAAUCAUCCAUCGCGAUAUUAAGGGCGCCAAUCUUCUUGUUAAUGAUGAAGGCAUGUUAAAAAUUGCUGAUUUUGGCCUG
Dendrobium catenatum is the source of this 426-nucleotide messenger RNA. Its product is annotated as probable serine/threonine-protein kinase At1g54610. The annotation marks the transcript as partial. Lineage: Eukaryota; Viridiplantae; Streptophyta; Magnoliopsida; Asparagales; Orchidaceae. Gene Ontology annotation, cellular component: nucleus; cyclin-dependent protein kinase holoenzyme complex. The transcript has 3 exons. The record is from RefSeq and is a predicted model, not a curated record. Gene Ontology annotation, molecular function: RNA polymerase II CTD heptapeptide repeat kinase activity; cyclin-dependent protein serine/threonine kinase activity; ATP binding. Gene Ontology annotation, biological process: positive regulation of transcription elongation by RNA polymerase II; protein phosphorylation.